Messenger RNA from Metopolophium dirhodum (rose-grain aphid), 696 nucleotides. RefSeq lists its product as uncharacterized. Lineage: Eukaryota; Metazoa; Arthropoda; Insecta; Hemiptera; Aphididae. The transcript has 3 exons. The record is from RefSeq and is a predicted model, not a curated record. Bases 177 to 551 code for a protein of 124 amino acids.
GGAGGCGUGUCUUCAACAGGUGGGAUACUCGGGCUUUAAGAGCUUUCCGCAGACACACAGAAGCCAGUCGUCAAAAUCAAACUGACCGGAGCUUUGUCGUGCACAUACAUACAGACUAAAAUUGUUAUUGAAAAAGACAAUUGGUGUAGUGGUUCGGCCCAAAGGCAUUAACCACUAUGACAUUACAAUGGGUGUUAUUACUAGUGUUAGUAACCACUUUAAUAGCGGCCGAAAAGGGUUCGUACGAGGAAACUGGCAAUGAUUUGCUAAGAUGGUUGGAUAAUAGUGGAAGAGGGUUUGGUACAUGGAGAUCUCCUCAAGAAGAUGAAGAUGAAGAAUUAGAAUAUCCGGCGAAUAUAUUUAAAAAUGAAAACAGAAAACGAGCACUGUCGUUUUUGACACACUGGAGACCAUGGAAUCAGUUAAGUGGUAACGGCAGACAUGUGAUUCGAUCGCCAUUCAGUUCGUUUUUCCCGGAUACGGAUGUACCAUCAAAGGGUAAUCGGCCAGUAGGACAACCACUUAGAUGGGGACGGCGUAGACGUCGAUAAGUCUUUACAUACUUUUAACCGACAAUAAAAAUGUUUAAUCAAAAUAUUAUACAAUUUAUAUACAUUUUUCUUUGUUUGAUGUAUGAAUAUUGUUUUGUUAUGAUUUAUUCUCCAAAUUUGACUGCAUAAUAAAAAUUUUCAUUUU